Messenger RNA from Monodelphis domestica (gray short-tailed opossum), 1823 nucleotides. The record is from RefSeq and is a predicted model, not a curated record. NCBI's taxonomy places the organism in Eukaryota, Metazoa, Chordata, Mammalia, Didelphimorphia, Didelphidae.
GAAAGUUAGGCAACACAGCUGUGAGGCUGUAGCAUCAAGACUGGCUUGUUUCCAUGACAUAAAUGAUUCUUUUGGCUACAACUGUGCUGAAGAUAAGCAUCUGGGAAAGCCAAUUCCAUUCAGAGCAGAUGAGACUUCAAAAGAAAGAUUUAGCAGGGGCACAAAUACAUGUCAUGAAAGUAACAAAUGACAACGAAUAGAAUGGGAGAAGAAAUUAGCCCAUUAACCAGGGAACUCUCAGGAGGUCCAAAUGGGAAACACAGGGGGGUCUGAGUGACAAAUACACAGCAACCCAACAUUAGGAGCAGUGGGGAAACAGCUCUACAGCAACACCAAUACAGUUUGAGCUAGUCGGAAAAUGCCCCAGAAUGGGCUGGGCUUCACUCCCUAAACAGUUAUGAAGCUCCUAACUGAUCUGCUUCUCCAGGGAGCCAGAGGAUUCCACCGCCCUUGGGCCUGCAGGGUGCCAAGGAAUCUAAAAGCGGGAGAUGAGGAAGAGGAAUCGGAUUAUCCAGGCGGGACACCCCAUUGGAUAGUCUCCCGAAAGACUGAUAUGCGGGUAGCUAGUACAAAAGGCACAGAGAUGCAGGGAGCAGCUAAUGAGCCAUCCCAUUUGGUCGGAAUAUCAACUGCGUUCCCCGCCCCCGGCGGGAGGAGCCCGGGCAAGACGAGACCUCCAAACCCAGGCAGAGCACAGGCGGAGGGAGAGACAGAACGGAACUAGAUCGGAGUGGGCUCCGGAGCGGGCAGUUCGCGGGGCCAUGGGGGAGGGUAUGCCGGCGGCUGAAGCCGGGGAGCGCGGCCCGGUGCACGCGGUGACGGUAGUGACGCUGCUAGAGAAGCUGUCCACCAUGCUAGAGGCGGUGCGGGAGCGCCAGGGAGGCCUGGCACGGCGGCAAGGCGGCUUGACGGGUACCGUGCGCCGCAUCCAGAGCGGCCUAGGUGCCCUCAGCCGUAGCCAUGGCGAGACCAGCAACACGCUGUCCCAGCUGCUGGCCAAGGCCGAACGCGUCAGCACGCACGCGCACGCCGCCCGCGAACGCGCCAUUCGCCGGGCGCUCCAGGUGCAGCGGCUCGAGGCCAACCACGCACUCCUGGUCUCCCGCGGCCAGCUGCACGUCCAGCUCUUCAAGGAGGAGGCAGAAAUCCCAGCCAGAGCCUUUCAGAAGGAGCCAGAAUCGACAGGACUAGAAGACAAGGAACUAGGACCAGAGGCCCUGGAAGAGCUAGAAGCCAGGGAGAGCUCAGAUGAUGACAACGAGCCAGUGGAAUCCCGGGCUAAGAGGCUUCGGCGCACUGGCCUACAGAAGGUGCAGAGCCUUCGUAGGGCACUGUCCACCCGAAAGAGCAAAGGCCCUGCCCCACCUCCACCCACUCCCACCAAGCCGCCCCGACUGGGCCCUAGCCAGGGCAUUGAAAAUCAACCUGAGGCAGGUGUAGUGGUUGAAGCAGAGCCAGGGUUGGAGCUAGAGCCACCAGGGAUCCCUGUGGAAGACCCAGAGAGCCCUGAGGCCAGGGAAUCUCCAAUGCUUCAAGUAGAGGGUGCUGCCUAGUGCUCCAUCCUCCCUGCUGCUUCUCUGUGCCUUUGUCUUUAAUGGCACCAUCAGUUGCCAAGCAAUAGCUCCCACUUCCCCUUAGAGCACCAAUACUCAAGGAAAGAUGCCUGUCUUUAUAGCUCACCUCAGUUCCUUCCCUACUCCCAAACUCAUGCUUCUACUCCAGAGUAACCACCUGGUCCUUAGCCACUGAAUUCUAAACUCAAAGAUCAAACCAUCACCCUCCCAAGUGUGCUCAAGAUUAAUAAAACUAAUUUCAUUAACAAA